ACACGUUGCAGUUUUGACAGAUAAUAGAACAGUUUUUUCUGUAAUCCGUGGGACGCUGUGGAUUUUCUCUCUUGCCGUAACCGGCUGUGGCACGAUCCGGAUCAUUUGUGACCAAUCCGUUGUACACACUAAUCUGUCUAGUAAAAUGCAGGAACUAACGGAACGCAUUCUCCAGUUCAUCGAACAGCAUGGCGAUGUGGAUACCUUGGAUUUGGUACCGGUGUUCGGUGAAGAUCAUCAGAAAAUAGUCGGUGCGGUUAAGAGUAUCGAAUCAACGGUAGCGGAUGUGAUCAACACAACGCAGGCUACAAGAAAGACCUGGGAACUGACCGAAGAGGGCAAGUAUAUACUAGCGAACGGAAGCCACGAAGCGGCAAUCUACGAGGCUGUUCCUGAGCAGGGAAUUGCCCAAGCGGAGCUGAUGAAGAGUUCUCCUAAUGCAAAAGUCGGUUUCAGCAAAGCCAUGUCCAAUGGAUGGAUUAUGAUGGAUAAGUCAGGCGGGGCACCUGUAAUCAAGCGGAAGGUUACUGAAAUCAAGGAUCUGGUGAGAGAUCAUUUGAAAGCCGUGGCUAGUGGGCGAGACGAACUGCCGGAUAAUGUUAAGGCCGAGUAUAAGAAACGGAAAAUUUUGACCGAAACGGUUAUCAAGAGUUUUGUGCUGUCCAAGGGACUGCAGUUUUCCACGAGUUUGACGAAAUUGGAAACGGACUUGACGGUGGAAAUGCUAGCGUCUGGAAUCUGGAAGGAUCUUAAGUUUAAACCGUAUAACUUUGAUGCUCUUGGUGUUCCACCGGAACGGGGACAACUGCACCCGUUGAUGAAGGUUCGAUCGGAGUUCCGACAAAUUUUCCUGGAAAUGGGAUUUUCCGAAAUGCCAACGAACAAUUUUGUCGAGUCCAGUUUCUGGAAUUUUGACGCUCUGUAUGUUCCUCAACAACACCCUGCUCGAGAUCAGCAGGAUACUUUUUUCGUAUCGAAUCCUCAGUUGAGUCACAAAUUCCCACUUUCACUGUUGGACGCUGUGAAAGAGUCUCACGAAUCAGGUACGGAUGGAUCGAUCGGGUACCGUUAUAAAUGGAAGUUGGAAGAAGCGCAAAAGAACGUGCUUAGGACCCACACUACGGGAGUGAGCGCAAGAAUGCUGUACAAGAUUGCCCACCAAGCCGGAGGCUUUAAACCAGUCAAGUAUUUCAGUAUCGACAAAGUGUUCCGCAAUGAAACUCUAGAUGCCACCCAUUUGGCUGAGUUUCAUCAAGUCGAGGGUGUCGUCGCUGACUACGGAAUAACGUUGGGCGAUUUGAUCGGGACUUUCAAUGCCUUUUUCAACAAGCUUGGCAUCACCGAGCUUGAGUACAAGCCAACCUUCAACCCGUACACGGAACCGUCGAUGGAGAUUUUCUGCUUCCACCCGGGACUGGAGCGGUGGAUCGAAGUCGGCAACUCGGGUGUCUUCCGACCGGAAAUGCUGCGACCUCUGGGCGUUCCGGUCGGGGUGAACGUUAUCGCCUGGGGUCUCUCGCUGGAGCGACCCACCAUGAUCAAGUAUGGCCUUAACAAUAUUCGGGACCUGAUCGGCCCGAAGGUGGACCUGAAGAUGGUGCAGGAGGGACCGAUCUGUCGGAUGAAUCGUUGAGAAAGUAUUGGUAGACGUGUUGGUUCGGGGGAUGACGAAAUAUAUCGCUCUGAAAAAAUGA
Molecule: messenger RNA, 1694 nt
Organism: Topomyia yanbarensis
Lineage: Eukaryota; Metazoa; Arthropoda; Insecta; Diptera; Culicidae
Gene: alpha-PheRS
Product: phenylalanine--tRNA ligase alpha subunit
Exons: 1
Coding region: 146-1633 (495 amino acids)
Biological process (GO): phenylalanyl-tRNA aminoacylation
Cellular component (GO): cytosol; cytoplasm; phenylalanine-tRNA ligase complex
Molecular function (GO): ATP binding; tRNA binding; phenylalanine-tRNA ligase activity
Source: RefSeq, a predicted model, not a curated record